AUGCUGCCUUCAACAAUUUCAACCGCUCGGAUCUUCACGUACGACUGGAACGCGAAUUUCGACCGCGAAGCGGCGACCGAAAGCUUACUCGGCCAUGCUGACGGACUACUGCUACAACUGCAGAUGCAAAGAGAAGAGGCGCUGCACCGGGCAUCUGGACGCCACAGCAAGUACUCGCGCAUCCUCGAUUCGACCGUCGGUGUGACUUUUCUAGGAACCCCUUUUCGAGGCAGUAGCGAUGGCUUCUUGACUGCAGCACAGCUGCGUCUCAAAGUAGCUGAAUCGAUGGGUGGUGAAACAGCCAACGAGCUUAUUAAGUACCUUAGCAGGAAUGAGCAAGAACGUAAACAACUCGACGACGCCGUCCAAGAGUUCUGUGAAUUGGCCAAGGCUUCUACUUUCAAGGAUUCCAUCUACUGCUUUUACGAGACACAAAAAAGCUCGGGGGAUCACGGAAUCCUCGUUCCGAAAUACUCAGCUUGUCUUGAUUUCAGCAACCUCCGCGUUGGGUUACCCGUCAGGCAUGCGCUGUUGAACAAGUUUUCAGGGCCGGAUGACAUCGCAUUCCAGACUGUAUCAUAUAGCUUGAAAGAGAUUGCCGACCAGAAAAUACAGUCAGAGGCCACUGUCGACAAGACUCUAUUCCUUCUCGACGGCCUGGAUGAAGUAUCACAGUUCUUGGGCGGAUAUGAUGCUAUGUCCCGGUUUCUCAUGGUCCUGCUAAAUCGGCCAAACGUUAUCAUUACAUCCAGGCCCAACGCCAGCCUUCCAUCUUGUAUCCAACCUCUUGAUCACGAAUUGGAAACGAUCGGGUUCUACCCAGAUCAAGUGAGGGAAUAUAUCGAAGAGUCUUUUACUGACCCGGAAACAGCUAAGACUGACCGCGACAAAGUCAACAAAGUCCAGUCCUUCCUUCACGCGCAUUGGCUAAUUCAUGGUCUCGUGCGGAUCCCAAUUCAGCUGGAUGCGCUUUGUUAUACCUGGGACGACCUGGAACCCGGAAAUGUGCCUGAUACCAUGACCGGCAUAUACAAAGCCAUCGUACAAAGGUUGUGGGCGAAGGAUGCUGGGCGACUGGAGAAGCAGGUUGGAAGCUAUAAGAUAGCUCGUACCGCCGAAAUCCAACGUAGUGUCAAUGAUGAGAUCAGGCUGCUUGAGUGUCUGGCCUUCAACGGGCUGCAUAGCGACAUAAUAGAUUUCACGCCAACGCAUCGAGACGAAAUUUCCGCGAGAUUUGAGUUCAAUAUGCCCCUUGAUGAGAUCCUUGGACGACUCUCUGUCAUAAGAACUUCGGACUCAUCACUAAGAGCUGAAAACCAAGAUUAUCACUUUAUACACCUAACCUUUCAAGAGUAUUUUGCGGCGUCGUAUUUCGUGCGGCACUGGAAGGAUAGACGGCAACUUGAGUAUCUUGCACUUUGCAAUAAGGAGACGGAUACAAAGCCAAGUCAUCCUGUAGAGUUUCUUCGGAAACAUAAAUAUACUGCGCGCUACGACGUCUUCUGGCGCUUUGUUGCCGGCUUGCUUGACGCAGGCAGCCAGGUUAUUGGCUUCGUGAAUAUAAUCGAGGAAGAACCGCUCGACCUUUUAGGUCCUACGCAUCAAAGACUGGUCAUGCAUUGCUUGAGCGAAAUAUCCGGUCACUUGCCAAUGCGAGAGGUCCUCGAACAAAGGCUGUCCCAGUGGUUGCUGUUUGAGUGUAAUUUCAACCAUCGUCCGCACCUUGCAAGCGAAGCUGAGUUUCCCGAGCUGGCCCUGAACACUGCUUUACGUGAAGGGUCUGCUGAUGAUCAGAAAACAAUUCUACGGUCGCUAGCCAAACGACCCUCAAUUCCGCGAAGUAACAUUAAGCUGAUAGCUUCCUGGCUCGACAACGAGAACCGAGACAUGAGACAGGCCGCUGUAGAAGCCUUAGGAGGGCAAUCGGCCCUGCCUAACGAUAUACUCAUGGCGGUAGUGGUUCGGCUCGCUGACGAGAUUGAGGACGUGCGAAUGGCCGCUAUCCAAGUCUUAGGUGGGCAAUUGACUCUGUCUAACGAGAUCCUUGUGGCCGUGGCAGCAUGGCUUGACCACAAGGACCAGGACGUGCGACGUGCUGCCGUCGAGGCCUUACGUGGGCGAUUGGUCGUAUCUAAUGAGAUCUUUGCGACUGUUCUCAAUAACGAGAACAAGUACGUGCAACAGCACGUUGGCAAAGCCUUAGGAGGGCGAUCACCUCUGCCUAAUGAGAUGCUUAUGGCCGUGGCGACACGUCUUGACGAGAACGAGGAAGUGCGACAGGCAGCUAUCGAAGCCUUAGGUGGGCGAUCCGCUCUGCCUAACGAGAUCCUUGCCGCCGUACUUGAUAGCGAUGACGAGUGCUUGCGACAGGCCGCUCUCGAAGCCUUAGGUGAGCGAUCGGCCCUGCCUCACGAGAUGCUUACACUAGUGGUAACACGGCUUGCCGAUAAGAAUGAGAACGUGAAAAUGACCGCUGUUGAGGUCCUAGGAAGGCAAUCGGUUCUGCCUAACGAGAUCCUUACGGCUAUAGCAGCAUGGCUUGACUAUAACGAUGGGGAUGUGCGAUAUGCCGCUAUUAAAGCUUUAGCUAGGCGAUCGGUCCUGCCUAACGAGAUGCUUACGGCCGUAGCGGCAUGGCUUGACGACGAGGACAAGUACGUGCGACAGGCUGCUGUCGAAGCCUUAGGUGUGCAAUCGGGCCUACCUAACGAGAUUCUUGCGGCCGUAGCGACACGGCUUGACGACAGGGACCAGCACGUGCGACGUACUGCCGUCGAAGCCUUAGGGAGGCGAUUAGUCCUACCUAAUAAGAUUCUCAUGGUAAUGCUAGCACGACUUACCGACGAGAACGAGGACGUGCGAGAUGCUGCUGUUGAAGCCUUAGGUGAGCAAUCGGCUCUAUCUAAUGGGAUUCUCACGGCUAUUGCGGCACGGCUCGAUAACGAGAAUGUGUACGUGCGACAAGCAGCCAUUGAAGCCUUAGGUAGGCAAUCGGCCCUACCUGACGAGAUUCUCACGGCCGUGGCGGUACGACUUGACGACAAGAACGAGGAGGUGCAAUACGCCGCUAUCGAAACCUUAGGUAGGCAAUUAGCCUUACCUGACAAAAUGCUCACGGCCAUAGCAGCACGGCUUAACGAGAAGGACCGGCACGUGCGACGUGCCGCUAUUGAAGCCUUAGGUAGGCGAUUAGCUCUACCUAAGAAGAUCCUCAUGGUAAUACUAGCACGACUCACCGACGAGAACGAGAACGUGCGAGAGGCUGCUGUUGAAGCUUUAGGUGAGCGAUCGGCCUUAUCUAACGAGAUACUUACAGCGGUAGCAGCACGACUUACCGACGAGAAUGAGGACGUGCGAAUGGCCGCUCUUGAAGCCUUAAGUAGGCAAUCAGCUUUAUCUAAUAAGAUCCUUACGGUUAUAGCAGCACGACUUGCCGACGAGAAUAAGUGGGUGCGACAGGCCGCUGUCGAGGCCUUAGGUGGGCAACCAGCCCUGCCCAAUAAGAUGCUUACGGCUGUGGCGGCACGGCUCGACGACCAGGAUGUGUACGUGCGGCGAGCCGCCACCCAAGCCUUACUUGAUGGAGUGCAAAAACACGGAAAAUUGUAUUGUUCCUUUCUCAAUAGCCCUUGCGUCGCAUCGCUUUACAAGAAUUUACUCUCUAGAAGCUUCAAUGAACCCUUAAGUUGGUACAGUGAGGAUAACAACUGCUGCUUCAACAUGCCAGAGGGUAUCAGAAGAGUUUCUAUGGACAAUCAACACACCGAUAUCAUGGCCAAGAUUAACGCGGCGAGGCCAGCAGACUUUCCAUCAACCGGCCGUGGGAGCAGAGCUUGCCCUCCUGCCAGUCCUGUUUGA
Messenger RNA from Metarhizium acridum CQMa 102, 3858 nucleotides. NCBI's taxonomy places the organism in Eukaryota, Fungi, Ascomycota, Sordariomycetes, Hypocreales, Clavicipitaceae. The record is from RefSeq and is a predicted model, not a curated record.